CGGGUCAAAUUGACCCAGGAACAUCACCUCUGUUCCUCACAAAUGAACAUAACAGGAGGGUAAACACCGCUCCUCACUGCUUGUAGAAAAUCCCUUUAUUCAGAUAUCAAAUAUGAUAAAUAUCUUUGUAUAUUUAGCAGAAAGACCAUCGUCUCAGAUUUGACCUUUCCAGAUGUUCAUUUUACAAAUUGUUUCUUAGUAGGAUUUGUUGUGAUCAGCGGACAGCAUUUCAUUUUUGAACUGUUUGAAUUUGAACAAAAUAGUCUUCAGGUUGUAGUCCACUAACUGGAGGUUUUGGGGAAAUAUUCUGAACCAACUAAAGUUUAUCAUGAAAUCUCCCAGAAGCAGGUCGUCUGGGGUUCAUUCGGCCUCCGGCUUUGGUAGACUGAACUACAACUCCCACUUCCUCCUGCAUGCGAUCUGACGGCGGGAAGCUUGACAAAACACGCACACGCAUUCGUGUCAUUUCCUUCAAAUUAAAAGUUCUGUUGAUCUGUAGGGGGCGCUGUUGGCUGCUGUUGUCCCGGUGCGGGGUUCGCGUGUGUAAGUGUGUUUUAGUGUGUGUUAGUUUAUACAAUCUGCAAAAAUGUUCAGCUAAAAAACACAUUUAUAUUACCAGGAAUCACAAUUAUUCCAGACGAAUCAUAACUGAAACGAGCUUCAGACCAGACAAACCAACAACAGGAACAUUUAAAGAAAUGUUAGAAGAAAAAAAAGUCAGAUCAGCUGUUUGGUCUGUGCUCCUUUUGUUGAUCCCAGCCUGCAGAAAAAACCCGUGAAUAACAAAAAUCAGACUGAUCUGAAUGUUAACAUGACCAAAUAAUGGCAAAUAAUGGCACUGUAAACAAAUCUAAACAGCACCAAUCUGAGCAGAAGCAGCAGAUCUCUGGCUGGAAUCCAAAGAUGGGAUCUCCUGCAGGCCUCAGCCUCUGUCCGUCCAGCCCUGAUGAAGAGGAUGCUCAGGAGUCCAUAGUCUUCCUCUCCAUCGCUGCUUCACAAACGUCCAGCCUGUAGCUGGCAGCAGAUCCUUCCUGAUCAGCUAAACGCUAUUUGAGCUUCUGAACUGUUGGUUGUCAUCCGUUUGGAUGAGAAGACCCCGUUUUGACCCUGCAAAGGUAACACUGGACUAUUCCUUCUCUCUACCGUGGCUCUGAGCUCAGGUGACUUUAUUUUGAAGGGCCAAAGCGGAAGCUGCCAUCCCUGUUCCGCUCCUCCGCCGCGCCCACAUCCAGCUCCCGCUCCGCACUGCAGCCCCGCAGGACGCGGUGUUCGCCUCUCCGCCGCGCUUCUGCGGCCUCAGCAGCCCGGGGAAGCCCGCCCUGUCCUGCCCUUCACCCGCCGGCCCCGGGAGGACGUCCCCGCAUCCUUCCUGCGGGGUUCUGCGGAUGCGCCUGCGCGCUGGAGCCUCCGUCUGCAGAGCAUCAUCCGCCCGGUACCAUGAGCAGCACCGUUUUUCAGCAGCAGGCCGUCCACGGCCUUCCAGAGCAGCAGAAGCAGAAGCUGAAGCAGGGAGGAGGAGGAGGAGGAGGACCCAUCCCCUGUCAGAACUGCAGGAAGCCCUGCAAAGGGGAGGCUCUGCGCGUCCAGAACAAGCACUUCCACAUAAAGUGUUUUGUCUGCAAAGUGUGCGGCGGCGAGCUGGCUCAGGGGGGCUUCUUUGUGCGGCAGGGUGAAUACAUCUGCACUCUGGACUACCAGCGGCUGUACGGGACCCGCUGCUUCGGCUGCCAAGACUUCAUCGAGGGCGAGGUGGUGUCGGCGCUCGGGAAGACCUACCACCCCCGCUGCUUCGUCUGCUCCUCCUGCAGACAACCGUUUCCAGCUGGAGACCGAGUGACCUUCAAUGGAAAGGAGUGUAUCUGUCAGAAGUGUACCCAGCCUCUGCCUGCAAACAGCCCCGCCCCGAUCCAGGCCGUCCACAACUGCUGCGGCUGCGGGAAGGAGUUCAAGAACGAACAGUCUCUGGUCGCUCUGGACAAGCACUGGCAUCUGGGUUGUUUCAAGUGUAAGCUGUGCAACAAGGUGCUGAACGCCGAGUACAUCAGCAAAGAUGGGAUCCCCUACUGUGAGACAGACUACCACGCUAUGUUUGGCAUCAAGUGUGAGAGCUGUCAGAAGUACAUCACUGGCAAAGUCUUGGAGGCUGGAGAAAAGCAUUACCACCCCGCAUGUGCUCGCUGUGCACGGUGUGAGCAGAUGUUUGCAGAGGGGGAAGAAAUGUAUCUGCAAGGGUCCUCUAUCUGGCAUCCUCCAUGCAGACAAGCAGCCAAACAGGAGGAGAAGAGUAAGAAGCAGGUCCGGAUUCAGCUCACGGAUGUCCCUGAGCAUCAGAUGGCAAGAACGUCUUCAGAGAGCAUCCCUUCAGCGCCAGCAUCCAGCGCAUCAGGCUCUCCCAGCAAAGUCAUCUAUGCCAAACUAGGAGAGGAGUUGCUGGAUUACAAGGACUUGGCGGCUCUUCCAAAGACCAAGGCCAUCUACAACAUAGACAGGCCUGACAUGCUGUCCUACUCGCCGUACGUCAGCUACCCCUCUGAAGAAAGGCGCUACGGAGAGGGGGAUGGGGAAAAGUCCCCCCGUCAGCGGAGACCCUCCAGCCCCGGCUCCAACAGCUCCCUGGGGGGCUACGGGCGAAGCACCCCCCCUCGCUCACCUCAGAUUUACAGCCGUGCAGGCCCAGAGGUAUACCACACCCACAGCUACAGUCCCCCCCCCCCGGCCUUCAGGCCUGGAAGCAGACUGCCUCCCAGCGGGGCGAAGGAAGCCGUGCUCCUCUCUGCUCACAGAGCUGCAGGAAGUGAUGGCGGCUGUGUUGGCUCAUGCUCACCCACGCCACUAGGUGGCAGUACUGGCCUGUCUUCACAGUUAAACCCCACCACUCUGGCCCUGCUGCAGCAGCACAACUACAUCCCCUACUUCAGAGGGCUCACACAGGACCCCCUACCUGACCCUAAACCUAGGACAUCCCUACAUCUCAGUUUACCUCCUCCCAAUGGAAGUGAAAGUGGUCGGAGUACUCCCAGUCUGUCCACGUACUCGGAUGGAAAAUCUCCUUCAUCAGCUUCCACAUACGUGGCUGCUCCUCGCCAUUUUCACAUACCAGAAACAAUGGUCAAAGAUAAUAUCUAUAGAAAACCCCCCAUCUACAAACAGCAUGCUUCUAGAACAUCCUGGCAGGACGGUGAGGAUGGCAAGAGGACAAGCUGGAUGAUCUUGAAGGGUGAGACUGAUGGUUCCACGGGUCAUGAGGACCCUGACCCGUGCAAAUCCACCUGCAGUCUCCCCAGUGACAUACCCCAGCCCAACUUUUCCCACAAUAAGUCCGCAUCUUUACCGGGUUAUGGAAGGAACGGCAUCUACAAGGCUGCUGAUAUGGUGGAAGAUAACCUGGACUCCCAGAGCUGGGGAGGAAUGAGAGAAUAUAAGGUCUACCCCUAUGAAGUGCUGGCGGUGACACACAGGGUGAAGGUCAAGCUUCCCAGAGACGUAGACCGCACCCGCCUGGAGAGACACCUGUCGCCUGAGGACUUCCUGCAGGUGUUCGGCAUGACGCUGGAGCAGUUCGACCGUCUGGCUCUGUGGAAGAAGAACGACCUGAAGAAGGCGGCGCGCCUCUUCUAGACGGAAACGCCUCCAGAACCCUGCAAAUGUGCUGCCCGGACCCCUCCACCCCCCAGCUGUGAGCCCACAGGCUCCGGUCUCAGGGGCUGCUCAUGCCUGGGGGGGCAGCACCUGCAGCUUUUUAUUUGCAGUGUGGUUUGAAUGUAUGACCGACAGCCUCGCAGAGGGGGGGAGCUGCGUUUGCAUGGCCCGUUUAAGCUCCUCCCACAGGUAUCUGCAUCCGCCCCCACCUUGGAGAACCGGAUCUUUGUCCUGUUCUUCACCCGCCUGCCGGAUUCGUUUUCACAAGAAGCCGUGUCCGGACGCAUCCGCAGCUUUUACUCACCUGGGGGGGCUGAGGCCAAAGCCUGCAGCAGCCCCUCCCAUGUCGAUGCGUCCUUCUGGAACAGAGAGAGAGGAAGGCGACUCCAUCCCAGCCAGACCAACAAGACGGGUAGAGGAGAACCGCCGGCGGCGUGGCUCCAGAGUCUGAACAGGUGGAUGACCUGCAGGUGAGGCAUCACCUGUUCCAGAGGUUUCAUCCAACCGCCACAAAUGCAAACGCUUCGCCGUUCGUCUUUAAGGAUUCUCAUUUUGUUCUGGACUGUUUUCCACUUCCUGUUGUCCUUUCAGGACCACACGCGAUGUCAGAGCGGUUCUAAAACCACGAACAGGACAGUUUGGGUCUUACGGACUAACGCCGUGUUCUGUAUGUACGUUAACAUGUCCGUCCCAUGUUCCCGUUUGGAUCCAGGCCGUGCUUCAUGACUCUGCCAUGCAUGACGUAGUGGUGCUGACCUCAUGUCAGACUCUUUGAAAGCACCAUCCUUACUCGAGUAUCUUUGGCUUGUGUUUGGCGUUUCUGAGGAGCGGUGAGGGGUUGGGACAGAGUGCAUCAUGGGGGCUCAGAAGAAAUGUAACGCACUAACUGUUUAUGUUUCUAACACGUCUGCUCAUCUGAUAUUAAAGAGCUUUGUGCAAACGUC
Molecule: messenger RNA, 4583 nt
Organism: Oryzias latipes (Japanese medaka)
Lineage: Eukaryota; Metazoa; Chordata; Actinopteri; Beloniformes; Adrianichthyidae
Source: RefSeq, a predicted model, not a curated record